GAUAUUUAGUUCCUUCCAAUUGCUCGGGUUGUACGGUGGUGAUAAGAGGCGUUCGUAGUGUCAUCGUGGUGUACCUAAUCUCGGUGAAUUCCGUAACGUAGUAGUGCAUCUAUAACUUGCAUCCUCCCCCUGCAUUUACUACACUAUCAACUACACUAUCAGGUACUUAUGCAUGCAUGCAUGUAAGUAAGCCGGCAAGCGUAAUCCGAAUUAUAUUUAGGUAAAUCCCCAUGUCUUACCCGACUCUUCGGGAUAUAAGAUCUUGCUUGACUGUUCUAUUCUUGAUAGCCAAGAAAGAAUUCGACACAUCCUUUAAUAGUUGCACUGCCGACUUUCCAAGAUGCGUCCCGUCAAUUCGGCCGCUGUACUAGGGGUCCUGGGUAUCAUCCGUAAUGCUGCGGCAUGCUCCGGUUGUUCGGGCGAGGUCGUCGAGCACGUCCGACAUGUGAAGCGUAUGCAGCCCGAUGCGAUAAAUGCUACAUACGGACCUACGAGGGCUUUGGAGUGGGGUCAACUAAACUUCCUACAUACCACCGAUACCCACGGAUGGUUAGAGGGUCAUCUUAAAGAAGCCAACUAUGGCGCCGAUUGGGGCGACUUCGUCUCCUUCUCGGCUCGUUUCAAGCAUCAAGCCGGCGACAUGGGUGUUGAUCUACUUCUAGUAGACACCGGUGAUCUACAUGAUGGCGCCGGGUUGAGUGACGCUACUACGCCGGACGGCGAGGUUUCGAUGAAGAUAUUCGACAAGGUCCAGUAUGACCUGCUAACUAUUGGUAACCACGAGUUAUAUCUUGCCGACGUUGCCUACCAGGCUCUGGAUGAGAUAUCGACGUAUUGGGGCGAGAAGUAUCUCACCUCCAAUGUUCAGAUACUCAACCGGCAGACGAAGGAGUGGCAGUAUAUCGGCAACACGCACCGAUACUUCACUACGAAGCAUGGACUUCGAAUCAUGGCCUUUGGCGUGUUAUUCGACUUUACUAGUAACACCAAUGUCUCUAAAGUUAUCCCUGCGAAGACCAUGGUUACACAGAAAUGGUUUCUGGAUGCCCUUCGUUGUCCAGAGCCCGUGGAUAUCUUCAUCGUUCUAGGCCACAACCCUGCCCGACCGACUGAUAAAGCGAGCACUUUUCCUAUCGUCUUUGACGCGAUUCGCGCAGUGCACCCGGAUACCCCUAUUCAGUUUAUAGGAGGCCAUAGUCAUAUUCGGGAUUUUGCUGUCUUUGAUAGUAGUAGCACAGCGCUUGAGUCAGGCCGAUAUUGCGAAACACUCGGUUGGCUCUCCAUGUCAGGAUUCAACGGUAAAAAUAGUGGCCCUGUCGGUGUCCCUAACCCAAUUCGCAAAGCAACGCAGAAUUCUGCUUCUCCGUUCGUAUAUUCCCGUCGCUACCUUGAUUGGAAUCGUCGAACCUUUGAGUACCAUGCUACGACAUUGCAUAAUAAAAACCUUGACUAUCAUGGCGGCUUGGCCGUUACAGAGGAUAUUACGAAGGACAGGAAGCAGCUUAACCUUACCGAUGUGUAUGGGUGUGUUCCUCAGGACUAUUGCAUGACGUGCACACCAUUCAAUGCCUCGGGUAAUAUCUUUCCUCUGCUGUCUGAUGCGUUAGCCGGUGGUGUUGUGAACGAAUCGCGUAAAGAUAUACCACGAUAUAUCAUUGCCAACACGGGAAGCGUUCGGUUCGACAUGUACAAGGGACCUUUCACCUAUGACGACCAGUUCAUCGUGUCGCCAUUCCGUGAUAUUUUCUUGUACAUCCCAGAAGUGCCCUACACCCUGGCCAGAAAUUUAACCGAGUCACUCAACAAUGCUGGUGCCAGUCGGAAGCGUAAUGUUGGUGUUGUGCCUGUUGAACGCGACAUCUGCGUCGACCCUGUCCCUGUUGACUUCACCGAACUUAGGAGCGAAGAGCGUCGUGCGUUCAAUCACGAAUCUCCCAGGAUUACGAGGCGUCAAGUUGUCGAUUUGACCGCCGGCUAUACGACCAAGGAUGACUUCGGCACCGAUGGCGACGACACUGCGCAUUCCGAAAUUCCGCACUGCGAAAUCCCCGAUUUUUUCCAAGGCGUAGCUGGAUUUAGUGACAAUCAAACGGUAGAUGUUGUUGAUGUCGUGUUUGUUGAUUUCAUCGAGAGUGAUCUUCUUGCUAUCCUCGGCUCCAACUAUAGCUCUGGCGAUGUCUCGUACUACAUCGAUGCGAACUUCACGACGCAAGACUACUUGUCGUUGUAUAUCCAGCAGACGAAGGCUUUCCAAGCCGGGCUGCCUAAUUGUGGGUAAUUGAUAAGGAUUACUUCAGCAGUUAACGACGUCUAUCUUAAUACGAUGCUGUUUAAUUGAUACACCUGAAGUAGAAAUGAUGUUGAUUGUGUAAAAUUCUCCAAUACUGGGCAAAACUCGGUAAUUCCCUAAUAUGCCACUGUGUAGUUCCGUAACACCUUCUCGCAGCAUUAAAGGUAGUUGUACUUACCUAACAAGCUACAUGUAAUUAGGGGUAGUAGUUUACCAAAAAUGCAACAUGGUAUACACGCCAUGUACGUCAAUUUCCUUAGCUU
This is a messenger RNA of Daldinia decipiens, 2553 nucleotides long. RefSeq names its product Metallo-dependent phosphatase-like protein. The transcript has 10 exons. Gene Ontology annotation, biological process: nucleotide catabolic process. Lineage: Eukaryota; Fungi; Ascomycota; Sordariomycetes; Xylariales; Hypoxylaceae. Gene Ontology annotation, molecular function: hydrolase activity. The record is from RefSeq and is a predicted model, not a curated record. The coding region runs from base 341 to 2278 and encodes 645 amino acids. Gene Ontology annotation, cellular component: cytosol.